Rhagoletis pomonella (apple maggot) is the source of this 1918-nucleotide messenger RNA. Its product is annotated as GTP-binding protein Rhes. Gene Ontology annotation, molecular function: GTP binding; GTPase activity. The transcript is spliced from 4 exons. Bases 98 to 1393 code for a protein of 431 amino acids. The record is from RefSeq and is a predicted model, not a curated record. NCBI's taxonomy places the organism in Eukaryota, Metazoa, Arthropoda, Insecta, Diptera, Tephritidae.
GUUCUAUUUAGAAUAGCACGCGAAUUUGAAUUCGCCAUAUCGAUUACUCUGCUACUAGUUAACAACUUUGUGCGCAUUUCUGCGUAUUCGCCGGUUGAUGGGCGCUUUUACUUUGGCGGAUGUUGGCAAAAUGGAGCGUUGUCGAAAUUGGUUUUGUGCGCGUAGUAAUAAUAAUGACUAUGCCGAGGUAGCUGUAAAUGAUCCGCUAAAAAAUCUAACCAAUUCCAUUUCGGAUACAAUACGUGACCAUGUACGCGACAUGAGUAGUAGUAAUGGUGGUACCGCCAUAACCGCACAAUCAGCUGCCACAGCCACAGCCACAAGCACAGUCAGCGCCACCGCCGCAACGGCGGGAACGACAAUGUCAUCAUCAACAACGGCCUCGCAUGUGGUAACCUUUUUGGAUGAUAUUGGUGCGAGCGGCAGUAAUGGUGCGGUUACGACGAGUAGUCGUGUUGUGAGUCACACAGAGUUGCAUACACCGCUGGCCGAUGGUAAUUUAGAUGUUAUCGAAGCGGUGGAGGAUUUCGCCAAUGGCACGGGCAUCGGUUUGUCGCUAUGCGAUGAUAGUGUACCGUCAUCGAAGAAUUGCUAUCGUCUCAUUAUGUUGGGCUCAUCACGUGUGGGUAAAUCAUCGAUUGUGGCACGAUUUUUGGGUAAUCGCUACGAGGAGGCAUACACCCCAACCAUCGAAGAUUUCCACCGAAAACUCUAUCGCAUACGCAAUGAGGUCUAUCAGUUGGAUAUAUUGGACACGUCGGGCCAUCAUCCAUUUCCAGCGAUGCGGCGUUUAUCCUUCAUGACAGGCGAUAUUUUCAUCCUAGUCUUUAGCAUGGAUUCACGUGAGUCCUUCGAAGAAGUAGUGCGAUUACGUGAAAAUAUACUCGAAACUAAAUGGACAGCGCUUAAUCCUGGAUCGGGAAUGAAGAAGAAAAGUUUGCCAAAAAUACCAAUGGUUAUAGCUGGAAAUAAAUGUGAUCGUGAACCCAAAAAAGUUCAACUCGACGAGGUGAUGGGCUAUAUUGCCGGCCAGGAUAAUUGUUGCGUCUUCGUCGAAUGUUCGGCGCGACAAAAUUUCCGCAUCGAUGAUCUCUUCUAUGCUUUGUUUAUGGUUUCGAGUUUACCAUUGGAAAUGGCACCGAAUCAUCAUCGACGCGUAGUGUCCGUAUUCGGAGCGCCAUCGCCAUUGCCACCACACACGACUGCGGGUGGAUCGAAAAAGAAUGCACUCUCUAUAAAGCGACGUUUCAGUGAUGCCUGCGGAGUGGUAGCACCGAAUGCGCGUCGACCCAGCAUACGUACCGAUCUAAAUUUGAUGCGUUCGAAGACGAUGGCCAUGAAUGAGGGUGAUGGAGCGGGUGUGGCGCGUAGAAAUUAUUGCGUAUUAAUGUAAAUGGCGAUAGUAGUUAUAUGUACAUACAUACAUACAUAUGUAUGUAUAUUUGAGCGAUGAUUUCAGUAUGUGAUACAAAUCGUAGAGCGUUCUAGUUAAACUCAAGCACAUAUUUAAGUAUACAUACAUAUACAUAAAUACAAUACUAAUAUAUAAAUGAAUACAUAUGUAUUUAUAUGUAAGCCAACAUAUUAAUAGCUAUUUAUAAAUUAAUACUUGUACAUACAUAUAAUGUAUGUACAUACAUACACACACAUUUGUUUAGACUAAGAUGUUUGGAUAUUUCAAUAGUGGUGAAUCAUCACUUGUAAGGUUUUCAAAAUUAGCGAAGAAGUUUUUGAAAGUAUUUAAUACUUUCCUAGAAUAUUUACAAACUAACUAUUUCUCAAAUUAACUACCAAUACAUAUAAAAAUAAUAUCAAAAAAUAUUUAAUAUCUUAGCUUAAAUCAAAAUAACCAAGUAACUAACUAUUUUAAUCAGACACCGAAAAUAACCGUCAAAUAUCACGAUUGGUAUGCUUAGAU